This is a messenger RNA of Hydractinia symbiolongicarpus, 2582 nucleotides long. RefSeq lists its product as uncharacterized. The record is from RefSeq and is a predicted model, not a curated record. The transcript is spliced from 2 exons. Lineage: Eukaryota; Metazoa; Cnidaria; Hydrozoa; Anthoathecata; Hydractiniidae. Bases 842 to 1474 code for a protein of 210 amino acids.
AACAUGAAAAGUAAAAUUUUUGACUUGACAUCACUAAGAAUAUGUUACGUACUAUAGUAGUACCAGCAUUUUAUAACCUUCGUUUAAACUUUUUGAACUAAAGAAAUAUCUCUGCCAUGACUACACCUUCGUCCCCAGGGUUUUUUGCCGUCUUCUCUCAUACCAAAAAGGUACAAAACCCUGGGGGUGAGAGUACCAUGACUAACAACAAUGUAUUUUUCAUAUUUUGUGUCCCUUUACCACAACAUACUACCAGCUUCGAAAAAAAAGUUUGUCAAUGUUUAUGAUGAGAUGGUACGGUGGCCCACAACUGCCACGGAAAAAGAAAAAACAACAUAAAAUGAAAAAGCCACGGAAAAUGUUACGGCAUAGUCACAAGAGAGAGAUAGACCACGUUUACACGCAGGCGGGAUGAAAUCUCUUCCCGGGAUAAAACUCGUCCAGGAAUGAAUACUCCUUUUCAUAAAUUCGAGAUGACGUAAUCGCGUUAACACGAAAACGAGGUAGUCGUUGUGUACUUUCUUCAUAAUAAAAAUCGCAAUGGCGGAUAGUGUGUCAAAAAAACGUAAACAAAGAACAUAAAGUCUUGGAAAGCAAUGUGCAGUCUGGGUUUGUGACAAUACUGGUUUAGUCGAGUUUGAAGGUGAACGUAUUUCAACAGCAACAAGUUUUUUCACGUUUCCAAAAGAUGUUGGUGAGAGAAAAGUGUGGUGUAGUAGAAUCAAACGUGUGGAUGGAAAGGACAACUUUCGUGUAACUAACCACACUGUUCUGUGUGAAAAACACUUUUCUAAAACGGAUAUUAUUCGAUCUCCGGGGCGGUACUUUGAGACGUCUAAAAAUGGGUGCAAGACCUGUACUUUUGGAGACAAUGGUAAAAGAUGAUUCGAGUAGGAGAAAGCCACCAGUUGACCGACCAUCUACACGAAAAAAAUUCAGAAAUUCGGUGUCAGAAAUUGCACAACCUGAACCUGAAAUGGAUGCAUUUGAAGAUAAUUUUUUUACCAUAGAUUCUUCUACUCAAAUAGAAAAAUCAGCAGAUUUACAAAAGCAAAUUUCUAUGUUAAUAGAAGAAAAUAAGACCUUGAAAGCAAAUACAAGUACAGUUAAAUGUAAAUUUGUUGAACAAGUGCUGUUAUCAGAUCAAGGAUGCAAUCACUACACUGGUUUGCCAUCGGUUGAUAUUUUCCGGGGAAUAUUAAUAUUUUUAAAUGCUGGUGAGAAUGGCGAGAACAUUGUAUUAUAUAACAACCAACAAGUCAAGGGGGAUUCAUCAAGAGGUAGACCUCGUACUUUAUCACCAUUAGAAAGUUUCUUAUUGACAUUGGUGAGACUAAGACGAAACUUUGAUAUUUUUCACCUAUCAUAUCUUUUUCAAGCAUCAGAAGGUACGAUAACUAAUACGAUAUUAACUUGGAGAAAUUUUAUGUAUAUAAAAUUUGGAUCUGUUUGCAUAUGGCCUACAAGGGAAUAAGUAAAAGCAGUCAUGCCUUAUUAAUGAAGGACAAAUUCCCUAAUGUACGCUGCAUCAUAGACUGUGUCGAAUUCAAAAUAGUAGUACCAUCCUCACUUGUGAUACAUAAGCUCAUGUAUUCUAAUUACAAAAUCCACACAACUGUUAAAGUUUUAGUUGGAAUUGCACCUGGUGGUGGCUUCACAUUUGUAUCUUCAGCUUAUCCCGGAAGUAUUCCAGACAAAAACAUUGUUAUCAAAAGUGGUUUUUUGUAUCCUCGGUUAGAAUAACGGAGUGUCUGCUGCACCGGUACCGGAAUCGUACAUCGAAAAACUACCGAACCGAUACCGGAUUUCUCCGGCUCACAGCUAGUGAACCGGCACAGGAUUUUUCAGCAAACUCCCUAGUUUUUUUGUGUAAAAUUUCAUUUUGACAACGAAGACGAUAAAAUAAGUAUUACUAGAAAUGGUAAUUUUUCAUACCCUGAAAAAAUCAACUUAGAGAGGUUCUUGCGAAAUACAUGUUUAAUCCCUUGACCGUUUGGAACGUUCCAACAGAAUGAUUCGUUUCAAAGAAGCAAAAGCCUGUUUUCUAUUUCGUGGAUACAAACCCUUGCAUAUUAAAUAAGUAAGAGCCUAGACGCUUGAAGUUUUCUUGAAGAAACCAGCUGUACUGCUUUCAUACGCGGAGAAAAUAUUCUUUUUCGCUGAAGAAUUUUAUAGUUUUGAUACGGCAUCUAGAUAGGCACAAAUUCAGUAUGUCGAUUACUUUUGUUGUUGGGGAAAAAUUUUCGACUUUUCAAGAAUUGAAAACAAAAUUAGAUACAUACAAAGAGAAGAAUUUUGUUGAUGUCUACGUUAGAGAUAGUCGAACUGUUAAGGCUUCACAAAAAGGAUUGACGAAAAUAAUAAAACCCGAGCUUCAGUACUAUGAAUUAAAAUAUGCUUGUGUUCAUGGUGGAAGAAAAUUCAAAGGAAGAGGCUCUGCACAACGAGCUGUUCAAUUCCUCAGUUCAUUUAUUAGAUGAGGAAAUGAAGGAUGCGUAUGAAGCAUAUCCAGAAUUGAUUUGUGUUGAUGCUACCUAUAAUCUAACUUAGCUAAGAAUUCCAGUUUACUUAAUGUUAGUGGA